CUUGUUCUUUAUGCCAUAUAGAAUAUCUUGUAUAUACACAGAUUUCUUACAUCGAAAUUCUAGAGUGAAAAUAAUUUUCUUUUUUGUUGCUAAAAAAAAUUUAAAUUUAAAUUUAAGAGUUAUUCGCCCACCAUGUCUGAUUCUCUCUCGAAUUCUGUGCCACCAAUUCGUAUACCCGAAACUGAUUCAGAAGACGAUGAGAAUAAUUGGAACUUGCAGCUACGUCAACGCUAUGGACCGCUGUUAAAUCCCUGGCUGCCAAUCUCAAUUCCGUCACAAAGUACCUCUCUGCUAUUUACAAAUGGACGCUAUCGAAAUGUCUACGAGUGUGGUCCACUAACCGAUCAUGAGAAGCAUCAAAUGAUCCUUUUAAAUGAAUGGAAAAAGCGUACACUUGACCAAAAACUGGACAUGGAUGACGAUGACGACGAUAAUGAUGAUGAUGAUCAGGACGAUCAGGUUCAGAGCGGGGCAAUUGAAAGCGAUUUGCCACAAAAUCCAAAUGCAUAGAUUUUCAAUUAUCGGGAAGGUCUUUUCAGUCGUAUAUGUCUACUUCAAAUUACUGUAACUUCAUUUACAAGUGAUAAUAAAUGUAUGCAAAUAUGAAAAACGUA
Molecule: messenger RNA, 614 nt
Organism: Drosophila willistoni
Lineage: Eukaryota; Metazoa; Arthropoda; Insecta; Diptera; Drosophilidae
Exons: 2
Coding region: 133-510 (125 amino acids)
Source: RefSeq, a predicted model, not a curated record